AGCACCUGAAGGCAUCAGACGGUGCCGACAAACGAAAGUGAACUUUUCCUGCUCGCUGCCACUUCGUCCUGAGAGAGGACCGACAUCAGACCCUGAGAUCCACUGUGUCCCCGGUCUCAUCAUGGCGCAUUACAGAGCUCCAGACACCAAGAGGGAGCAGUUCCGCAGAUACUUGGAGAAAGCUGGUGUUGUGGACAGCCUCACCAGUGUACUCGUGGCUUUGUAUGAACAACCUGAAAGACCCAGCAAUGCUCUGGAAUUUGUGAAGCAGCAUCUGGGAGCUGUAGGCCAGAUCUCCUCCGACUCUGAGCCUCUGCAGCAGGAGGUGGUCGACCUGAGGCAGAGGUGUGCACGACUGGCAGAGGAAAACAAAGACCUCAAAACAAAGCUGCAGCGCUAUGAAGCUGCGCCGGAAGGUGGAGCCCCAGCCGAAUAGACCACAGCAGAGAUUUGGUUGAUAUACCUGCACUUUAGAUUUCAAGACAACACAACACUUUCAUGAAACAGCCAAUAUUUGUUUUAUGUAACCUUGCUGUUUUUUUGUGAAUCUUUGUUUCUACUCUUAUACUUAGAAUAUGACUUAUUCUCUACAUGUACAUAAGUUGGUCUUCUUUUUUACAAGACAGUGUUUCAGAGGCCUAUUGAAAAGGUUCCAUAAAUAAUAUUUGGUCAAACUGCUGACUGUAUAUAUUUUUUUCAGUUAUGGUUCAGAGGCACAAACAGUGUGUGACCCGUUUAAACUUUAUUUUGAAAAGUCUGCUGUGAGUGAACUGUUCUAAAAAGCUGCAAAAUAAAGCACAGUAUUGUAAUAAA
Limanda limanda (common dab) is the source of this 813-nucleotide messenger RNA. RefSeq names its product c-Myc-binding protein-like. The record is from RefSeq and is a predicted model, not a curated record. Gene Ontology annotation, biological process: regulation of DNA-templated transcription. The transcript has 5 exons. The coding region runs from base 122 to 436 and encodes 104 amino acids. Gene Ontology annotation, cellular component: nucleus. Gene Ontology annotation, molecular function: transcription coactivator activity. Lineage: Eukaryota; Metazoa; Chordata; Actinopteri; Pleuronectiformes; Pleuronectidae.